AUAGGAAACAAUAAAAGGAUUUUCUCCAUCCUGGAUUAGGCUUAUUUUUACUCGCUAUUAAUAUUUUCGUGGCCAUUCAUCACACUUAAAUGUGACAUACAUGUACUUUACCUGAGUGAAAGACCCCUUCGAAUUAAACUUAAGGUCAGACUGACUGGAUGUUUUGAAAAGUAGACCACUGAAUAGGUUAUUCAUACAUAAUUAACGAUAAGAGUAUACAUCUGAUCGUACUUAUACACGUGACUGUACUAAGAGCGUUCAAAAUGGCCGAUACAAUAUUGUUUUGGGGAAGCGGUAGCGUACCUUGUUGGAGACCUAUGCUCGUCCUUGAAGAAAAGGGAGUGAAAUAUGACAGCAGACUGAUUAGCUUUGGCAACAAGGAACAUAAAGGACCAGAUGUCAUGAAAUAUAACCCCAGGGGACAGGUACCAACAUUUGUAGAUGGGGAUAUUGUCGUCAAUGAGUCGUUGGCAAUCUGCAACUAUCUUGAGUACAAGUACAGUGAUCAAGGGAACAAACUUCUUCCAACCGACGUCAAGGAGAGGGCAUUAGUUUUACAGAGACAAUACGAGGCUCUGAACCUGAACAAGAAGGGUAUUGAGGAUAUCAUAUAUAAGCACAUGAGAAACUCACCAGAUCUUCAGGAUGAGGAAAAGAUGAAAGCAAGUAUACAGGCAUUGUCAGAUGAGUUGGCCCUGUGGGAAGGUUACUUACAAACGUCUGGAGGCUACAUUGCCGGUAAAGGUUUUACAAUGGCUGACGUGAUGUUCUUUCCUUACGUUGCGUUCUUCGUGAGAAUGGGGCUGCAGCUGAAUAAAUAUCCAAACAUUAAAAACUACUACGACAACUUGGUGACUAGACCAUCUGUGAAAGCAACGUGGCCACCUCAUUGGGCAGAGUCUGCUGGAAAAGAAUGGCUCAAAGAUGCCUAAAUUCUUUAGAAAGACGCAAUCCGCAUAAUCUAAAGAUCCGCAUAAUUAAAAAAACGAUUUUGUUUAUAAACUUGUCUUAUGGCUUAGAUGGAUAGGGUACAAUAAAAGCGAGAUGCUUAUAAAUAUGAAUGUGAAGAAAAAUAUGUAGAUGUAUUAUGUGAAACAAAUCAGAGUAAUAAAAAAAUUAAAGUGAACUGAGUUCCAU
Molecule: messenger RNA, 1137 nt
Organism: Owenia fusiformis
Lineage: Eukaryota; Metazoa; Annelida; Polychaeta; Sabellida; Oweniidae
Source: the annotation of a GenBank genome assembly